AUGAAGGUGCCAAAGCGCAGGGCCAACACCCGACUCAGCUUGCAGGAGUUGGACUUGGCUUAUCUUAUCGACGGCUCCGCCCCAGAAAAAAGUUCAGAGGGACAAUCGACUAUCACUGCCGCCGCAUCACAACCCCCAAUCCCACCUCGAGCAGCCCACUCGACGCCUUCUCACUCCGCACUCGAUAGCCGCAGGCAGGAAUUGUUCGUCAUGGCACCUCUCACCAGGAGGCGCAAGGCAGCGCAGGAAAAUGAGCCGGACGCCGAGCAACUCGUAGCACCCAAGGACCUUUCCCGCGGGAAGCGCAAGUCUUCAGGCGAGGACGAGCUCGAAAUCCCAGAGAGCCCCGACAAGGUCACACCCAAGCGCCAGAAGCUCGCCGUGCGCGUGCGAGAUGACGAGCACCCGUCGACAGACAAGCGCAGACCCAGCACCGACAAGAAGAAGCGCAGCCGGUCGCUCUCGAUAGCCGACACCGAAGACGACGGCGACGACGGCGAGCCCACACCCCACCAGGUCGCGAAGCAGCUAGAGUUGGAGGCCAGCCAGCAACUGGAUCAGGAGUUCAAGGCGGCUGAGGCCUCGCAAAAGCCCUCAUCGGCAGCCACGACGAAAACGGGGAGUCGCAUCGUCUUCGGCGAUGACGACGACGUCGACAAAUACGUCAAGGCUGCAGCAGCAGUGGCGGCAGAAAAUCCGAAGUCCGCCGCCGCCGCCGCCGCCGACGACGACGAACUCGAGGAUGACAGCGACGACGAGGCACCAGAGGCUGUAUCCGCUUCCGCGGCAGCCAAGGAGACACAGCAGGCAGCACAGGCAGUCGCAGACGCGGCAGAACAACAUGCUGCUACACAGAAGAGAAAGCGCCAGCAGCGGGACAACAAGCUCAAGCAGCAAGCACAGAAGCGGAAACGCGCAGAGAAGCCAGGCGGCACUGAAGCUGAGGCGGCAGAGGCUGAGAGGGCAACCACUUCUGGUCGUAGGAGAGCCGAGAAGUUCAACCUGCCUAGCGUUCUGCCGGCAGAGUUCCUGACAGAUUCCGAGAGUGGGAGUGAGGAUGAACGAGCCUUGAGGGUAGCCAAGAAGCCCAAGAAGAUCAACUUUGAGGAUGCGGUGCAGACACUGAAGGUGGAGGGACGGGGGCCUCGGGAUGAGAUCGUUGGCACGACGGCUUACAGAGUCAUGGCAGAUCAGGAUGAUCAGAAGCUACCGCCCAGAGCCAACCACAACUCCAAAGCCGUGAAAGAGAUGCUCAUGCAGCGGAGGCGAGUCGGCGUUCCUGCCACCAAGGUCAAGGGAUUCUUCAAACGGAAAUAG
Molecule: messenger RNA, 1317 nt
Organism: Neoarthrinium moseri
Lineage: Eukaryota; Fungi; Ascomycota; Sordariomycetes; Amphisphaeriales; Apiosporaceae
Exons: 3
Coding region: 1-1317 (438 amino acids)
Biological process (GO): rRNA processing
Molecular function (GO): snoRNA binding
Source: RefSeq, a predicted model, not a curated record